UAGAGAGAAACAAACACACAGAGAGAGAGAGAGACGCGGCAUGGCUUCCUCUGCAACCAUGUCGGCGGUGCUGCUACUGGUGCUGGCGGCGGCGCAGCCAGCGCGGGCGUGCUUCUCGCGGGUGUUCAGCUUCGGGGAUUCACUGGCGGACACGGGCAACUACCGCUACGUCUACGGCAACGACACCGGGCCGAGGCUGCCCUACGGCGAGACCUACUUCCACCGAGCCACCGGCCGCUUCUCCAACGGCCGCAUCGUCGUCGACUUCAUCGCGGACGCGCUGGGGCUGCCGUUCGUGCGGCCGUACUGGAGCGGACGGACCUCGGAGGACUUCGCCGGAGGGGCCAACUUCGCCGUGGGUGCCGCCACGGCGCUGAGCCCGGAAGUCUUGUGGGAGCACGGGUUCGCCGCGGCUAGGGCCGACUUGGUCCACCUCGACAUGGAGAUGAAGUGGUUCCGCGACCUGCUCCACCUGCUCUGCCCCACCGAUUUAACCGACUGUGUGGACAUGAUGAACAAAUCUCUUUUCUUGGUUGGAGAAAUUGGGGGAAAUGACUACAAUGUUCCUCUUACCUCUUUGGUGCCUGUUGAGAAGAUUCGCUCGUUCGCUCCGAGCGUUAUUUCCAAAAUUUCAUCUAUAAUCACGGAUCUGAUCGGAUUGGGAGCCAAAACUCUAUUAGUUCCCGGCAACCUCCCAAUCGGGUGCUUGCCAGUGUACCUCACAAUGUACCAGAGUGAUGACACGGGGGAUUAUGAGUCAGACACGGGAUGUAUCCGUUGGAUGAACGAGUUCUCACGCUACCACAACAAACUUCUUGUGGAUGAGCUGGAAAAGUUACGGAAACUUCAUCCUAGUGUGUCGAUCAUCUAUGCUGAUUACUAUGGAGCUGCUAUGGAGAUAUUUGUUUCCCCUUAUCUGUUUGGGAUCGAGGAUCCUUUGGUGGCUUGCUGCGGUGUAGAAGGGCCUUAUGGUGUUUCAGUAACCACAAAGUGUGGACAUGGAGAAUACAAGGUGUGUGAUAACCCACAAAAGUAUGCAUCUUGGGAUGGCUUGCAUCCCACAGAAACGUCAUACAGGGCCAUUGCUGAUGGUUUGCUAAGAGGCCCAUACACCCAGCCUCCAAUUGCCACCACAAAAAAUUCAUGUUCAAAACUUACCGAGCUUGUCUCGUCUGCGAAAUACAAGGUUCUCUAUGAUUUGUAAUUUUGUAACAUAUAUGUGAACUAUUAAUGUAUGAAAACUUGCCUAAUGAUAAACAUAUUUGGCAUGGCUA
This is a messenger RNA of Triticum dicoccoides, 1274 nucleotides long. RefSeq names its product GDSL esterase/lipase At1g28600-like. Lineage: Eukaryota; Viridiplantae; Streptophyta; Magnoliopsida; Poales; Poaceae. The record is from RefSeq and is a predicted model, not a curated record. Gene Ontology annotation, molecular function: hydrolase activity, acting on ester bonds. The transcript has 5 exons. The coding region runs from base 41 to 1204 and encodes 387 amino acids.